AUAAACACAGCUCCUUUCUUUAAAUUAUUUCCAUGAUAGCAAGCACCCAAACCAGGGGGGUUGGAGAUGAGGAUCCCGAGCCUAAUCUGUCGGUGAAAGAAAUGGUCAGAUUCCCAUUUCAUUUGGUACCUUUUUGACAAACACGUCCAAGAUUGAAAGAAAGUACCACCACCGUGACCAGUGGCUCGCUACUCACUUCCACUGGCUGUGGCUCUAAAUCCCUCGAAAUCUGCGAAAACUAGGCCCUUCCAAAAGAGGUGGGGCAGUCAUCUCCGCUUCCAGCACAUUCCACUGCCACUGCCAUGUGACUUUUUUCCUUUUCUCACAGCGCCACUACCACUACUCCCUUUUCUUAAAGCACACGGACACAACGCUUGCAAUUUUCUUAGCAAGGAAUCUCGAGGGAGAUAAGAUUAAGAUAACCAUAGCACGUUGAGUGAGAGAGAGAGAGAGAGUGAGGGGCAGGGAUCCAAUGCCCUCUAUCACGCCAUGUUCAUGCACAUAUGCAGUGCUAGUGCUAUGUUGGGUCACUGGUGCGUUCGCUGGUGACCCUUACGUGUUCUUUGACUGGACUGUCUCCUACCUCACUGCCUCUCCACUUGGAAUUAAACAACAGGUGAUUGGCAUUAACAGGCAAUUCCCAGGACCAAUUCUUAAUGUCACUACUAACUGGAACGUUGUUGUCAAUGUCAAGAAUGAUCUUGAUGAACCUUUGCUUAUUACAUGGAAUGGUGUACAGCACAGGAAAAACUCCUGGCAAGAUGGUGUUUUAGGGACUAAUUGUCCAAUCCCAGCUGGGUGGAAUUGGACAUAUCAGUUCCAAGUCAAAGAUCAGAUAGGAAGUUUCUUUUACUUUCCUUCCCUCAACUUCCAGAGAUCAGCUGGUGGAUAUGGAGGGGUCAUUAUAAACAAUAGAGAUGUUAUUCCACUACCAUUCGCGGUACCUGAUGCAGAUGUUGUACUUUUUAUUGGUGACUGGUAUACUAAAAGUCAUAAGAAACUGAGGAAAGAUGUUGAAAAUGGAGAAGACCUAGGAGUUCCAGAUGGUAUUCUUAUCAAUGGAUUUGGUCCGUACAGAUAUGACGAGGCACUUGUACAAGGUGGCAUCGCUUACCAGAUAAUAAACGUUGAACCAGGAAGCACGUACAGGUUCCGGGUGCAUAAUGUUGGUAUCUCAACCAGCUUGAAUUUCAGAAUACAAAACCACAACUUGCUUCUGGUGGAGACUGAAGGAUCAUACACUGUGCAGCAGAACUACACGAACAUGGAUAUUCAUGUAGGGCAGUCAUACUCGUUCCUGGUUACAAUGGAUCAAACUGCUAGCAGUGAUUACUACAUUGUUGCAAGUCCUCGAUAUGUCAAUUCAUCCAAAGCUUCUGGAGUUGCUAUACUGCACUAUGCCAAUUCUCAGGGACCUGCUUCAGGUCCUCUUCCUGAUCCUCCUAAUGAAUACGACUCGUUUUUCUCAAUGAAUCAAGCAAGAUCGAUAAGAUGGAAUGUCUCUGCUGGUGCUGCUCGCCCAAAUCCACAGGGAUCUUUUAAGUAUGGUCAGAUUACCGUGACAGAUGUAUAUGUGAUCGUCAAUAGACCUGCAGAGCUUAUUGAUGGGAAGUGGUGUGCUACCCUCAAUGGCAUUUCAUAUUUACCACCUUCAACACCACUAAAGCUUGCCCAGCAAUAUAACAUCCCAGGGGUCUACAAGCUUGACUUCCCCAACACACAGAUGAAUAGACCUCCCAAAGUUGAUACUUCCCUAAUCAAUGGCACUUUCAAAGGGUUCAUGGAGAUUAUCUUUCAGAACAGUGAUACCGCUGUCCAGAGCUACCAUAUGGAUGGAUAUGCAUUUUUUGUUGUGGGUAUGGAUUUUGGAGUGUGGUCAGAGAAUAGCAGAAGCACAUACAACAAAUGGGACGGUGUUGCUCGCAGCACUACACAGGUCUUUCCUGGAGCUUGGACAGCUAUUUUAGUUUCUCUUGACAAUGCUGGCAUUUGGAAUCUCCGUUCAGAGAAUCUUGACUCAUGGUAUCUGGGCCAAGAAUUAUAUUUGAGCAUUAUAAAUCCAGAGAUCGACAAUUCCGAGGCUCCUUUGCCUGAUAAUACUAUAUAUUGUGGCAUACUCUCAUCCUUACAGAAGGACCAGGCCCGGAGAUUUAGUUUUUCUGGUGCACCUUCACUCGCCAGUCUGAGCAGAACCUUUUUGGUUGUGUUGAUCAUGACCUUAUAUUUAAGAGUGUUGUUGCGAUGAAAGGAUUUUUACGCUUUUAUCACAGGCAAGGCUACAAAUGUAUUGUAAUGUAAGAGUAUGUUAAUGUUUUUUGAUUUUGCAAACAAGUUC
Populus euphratica (Euphrates poplar) is the source of this 2335-nucleotide messenger RNA. It is a transcript of the gene SKS3, whose product is annotated as SKU5 similar 3. The coding region runs from base 473 to 2245 and encodes 590 amino acids. The transcript has 9 exons. Gene Ontology annotation, molecular function: copper ion binding; oxidoreductase activity. NCBI's taxonomy places the organism in Eukaryota, Viridiplantae, Streptophyta, Magnoliopsida, Malpighiales, Salicaceae. The record is from RefSeq and is a predicted model, not a curated record. Gene Ontology annotation, cellular component: plasma membrane.